This is a messenger RNA of Portunus trituberculatus (swimming crab), 3424 nucleotides long. Its product is annotated as adipocyte plasma membrane-associated protein-like. The record is from RefSeq and is a predicted model, not a curated record. The coding region runs from base 168 to 1634 and encodes 488 amino acids. Gene Ontology annotation, biological process: biosynthetic process. Gene Ontology annotation, molecular function: strictosidine synthase activity. Lineage: Eukaryota; Metazoa; Arthropoda; Malacostraca; Decapoda; Portunidae. The transcript has 8 exons.
GAACUGCCGAAGUAGCUCAGUGCCGAGUUGUCCUCAGCAAUUAAGAGUUGAGUGAGUGACCCCCGAAGGGCCGUAACAACCGGCUGGCGAGCAGGGUGACUGGGUGAUCUGACUCGACCACUCGUCACAUCCAGGCCUACUAUUCCGUCCAGGCAGGUUGUGAGACAAUGGGGUUGUUGAGGAGGCUGGUGUGGCGCACGGUGCGCCUGCUGUUGGAUCUAAUUGUGGUGAUGGUUGUGUUUGCGCUGAUUCCUGGUGUGCCACCCCACGUCACCUACAAUGUUUAUGAAAGGCUUCCACCUCCUUUGCCACUGGAAGGAGCUUUGGCAAGGAACACAAAGUUGAACAUUGCUGAAAGGAUCCUGGAUGGAAGGAUCACAGGGCCAGAGUCAAUCGCCUUCCGGGCAGAUGACGAGAUCUUUGUGAGCCUUCACGGGGGCAAGAUACUUCGGCUAUGGGGACCCAGGUUUGACCACUUCAAGAUCGUGACUUCCAUUGGACCAGGAUGUGAUGGCCCAUGGCAAGAGAAAAAGUGUGGCCGUCCCCUCGGCCUCAGGUUUGGCCCAGAUGGCCGACUCCUGGUGGCUGAUGCCUACCUUGGCCUGUUUGCAGUGGAUGUGGACACAGGAGAUAAGGAGUCACUUUUCAAUGUGACAGAAGAGAUAGACGGUGCAGCACCGAUGUUACCUGAUGACCUUGAUGUUGACAAGGAUGGAAAUAUUUACUGGUCAGAUGCAUCAUCAGUCUCACAUCUGUGUGACAGCAUGACAGAAAUGAUGAGUGAUCCAUCGGGAAGGAUCAUCAAAUUUGACCCCAAGACUGGCACCAACACUGUGCUGGUCCGGAAUGUCCACUUUGCCAACGGGGUGCAGCUUUCUCCUGACCAGGACUUCUUGAUUUUCUCAGAGACAUUCAAAUUCAGAGUGCUUAGAUACUGGUUGAAAGGACCAAAGGCUGGCCAGUCAGAAGUGUUUGUGGACCGCCUGCCAGGAUUCCCUGACAACAUUCGGCCAAAGGAAGAUGGCGGUUACUAUAUCUCUCUUGUGUCGUAUGCCACUGAACGCAACAGACAACUCUCUGCAGCCCUCAGUCCCUUAUCAUUUGUCAGGAAACUGAUUCUGAGAUUGAUGACUGUUACGAAGAUUCUCUUUGAAACUGCCAACAGUAUUUAUCCUAGUGUGUACAUUGAAAAGUUAGCACAAAAGACUCUUCACUUAGAGCCAGUGACAGCCAUGACUAUUCGUGAAACAAACUUGACCAUUGUGGUGGAAGUGGAUGCUGAUGGGAAGAUAGUGGACUCUUUACAAGGGGACUCGGGCACAAUUGUUCUUGUAUCAGAGACACAGAAAGUUGGAGAGAACCUCUUCUUUGGCUCUCCAUACAACAAGUACCUGGGACGCCUGAUGCUCAACCCACCCACCAUGGAGGUAGAGGGGAAGGAGGUCAGGAUGAAGACUGGAGACACAAAUGAAGAUAAAGGAAAGACAAGAGAUGAAUCACCUGAUGAACUAUUGCAAGAGGAGAAAAAACAAGUUAUAGAAGAAACACAGGAGAAAGGUGCUGAAGUGAAAUCUGAGAGUGAAACAGAAACAGAAAGCCAUGAAACACAGUCAGAUACAAAAGAUGAGCUUUAAGAACCACAAAAAAAUUUAGCUUUUGUUUCAAAUAAAUGUGGCUUGACUUGGCAUGCCUCCUCUUAUAUACACUUGAGACACACAGUACUUCUUUCAUCAUAGUUCCAUUACAUAACCUUGCCAGCUGAAUUGUAGACAUACAUGGGUAUUUGAUGCUGAUUCUAUCAUACGUGACUAACCUGUGUUUGUCAAGUAUUCUCAGUAUACAAGAAAAAUCCCCUAUUAUGUGAGUAGCAGCUGUGGUGUAGCCGAUUGGUGAGGUGCAUUUUCCUCACACUGCACACACACUACAAUUUCAAAUUUUGUUUUACAGUUUUAUAAUUUACCUUUGCCAUUAUGUUUUACUGUUGCUUUAGUGCUUGAUGUUUUUUGAGACAGUGCUGAAAUGAAUAUUGAAGGGUUAAACAAUGCCUGGUGGAACAUAACCCACUUGUAAUCAAUAUGAUGAUAGGUUUGGUGUAUGGUAAAUCUCAUUAUACGAGCUUUUUGCAGAACAUAACUCACAUAUAAUGAAUGCCUGGUGUAUAACUGACAUGGAAAACUUGUUAUACAUAAUGUGUUUUCUGCUUGCAGUUGCUGGCCGUUAGUAAAAUUAAUUCAUUGGUUAUUUUCAAUGAUGUGCCAUAUGUGACUGCUUUGAGGAAGCUGUUCAAAGUUGGCAGUGGUGUGAAAGGUAAGCAUCAUCUUACAUGCCAGGAAGUUGUGUAAUAUUGUUUAGGUACUGAAGUGAUUGCUCAAUUACAUUCCUUUACCGUUUUGUUUGUACAUGUAUGCUGGUGUUGACUCUGUCCGUCGAUGUGGGUGUUGUGUUUGAAUGCAGUGGACAGUGGCAGCAUUUUGUGGUCAUUGUCUCUUGAUCACUCAUGGAAAGUUAAGGAUUUAAACCUCUAUGGCACUAGCUUGCUCUAUCAAAUAUGUCCAUUCACUGACUUGUACAUGUUUUCCUAUAAAAGACAAAGGCAAAGCCAGUAAUACUUUUUAGACUAGGAAUUUACAGAAGUUUUCUGAUGACCCAUGAUUACAAAAUACCUUGUCAUUAUGUUCACUGAAUAAUGGAUAUUAGCACUAUGCAUUUUUGCAAGGAGUCAUUAGUAUUUUAUGCUUUCUUUCUCUGAAAUACUCACUCUAUGUACAUUGCCCAUAAAUCUUGAUUGGUAUCUUUUGAAUCAUUCUGGUCAUAUGUUUGAAGGACAAGGUGAUAGGGAAUGUGCCUUUACUAAAAACUUUCCCUUCUUAAAAGCCACAUUGAAUUAGGUGAUAAGCUUUAAAUGAGAAAAGUUAAAGGUGAGCUGUUUAACUGCAUGGCUUGAUUUGUAAAUAUUUGUAUACAUGUUUGGUGGUGGGCAGAUCAGAGGCACUUUGAACAAGACUGGGUCCAGAUGAAUGGUGAAGUUUAUGCUGAAUGACAGAGGAACAAUGUGAACACAUUAUCAUGUAAAGUCCCACAACAAAUCAGAUGAUUAUUGGAUACUAAAUGCACAAUCUGCUAAUAACACAUGCUUAAUAAUGUGCAGCUUAUUAACUUGGUUAUAGGCAGGAUAAAGAGGAAUGGGUCACAAGUGGCUUAAGGAAACCUGGAGCAACACACAUUAGGUCCUGUCUUGACAACCUGUUGAUGGGUGCACAGGUGGACCCAGUUUUAUUUGCACUUCUAAUAUUAACAAGAAAUAUUUCUUGUAUAGGAGAUAUAUGAAAUAUUUUUUCUGAUUUUUUUGUGUACAUACUACCUCCUGUAGAAAGAUAUGAGGUGAACAGGAAAGAAGACAUGUAAUAAAAAUACAUAAACAGUU